Molecule: messenger RNA, 2183 nt
Organism: Phascolarctos cinereus (koala)
Lineage: Eukaryota; Metazoa; Chordata; Mammalia; Diprotodontia; Phascolarctidae
Source: RefSeq, a predicted model, not a curated record
GGCCCUGAAUUGGAGGGAUCCCAUUUCCAGUAAGGCCCCAGCCCUGCCCCGCUGGGGAAUGUCCCCGCCUAGGUCCUGCUGGGAGAGAAAGGGGAGGGCAGGCAGAUCAGCUGCAGCCAAUCAAGGGGAAGACUCAGGAACAGGAAGGGCCACCUGCUGCUCACCCUGCCUCCUCCCCCAGCUCACCUGAGGCUGCUGAAGACAGGUAAUCCUCCGUCUAGAUUUUCCUCUGGGUUUUGGCUUCCUUCCGGCCUCCCUGCCACCUCACCUUCUUUGCUACUGACCUUGGACCCUGUGGACCUGCACCUCUGCCUGCAGGACAAGUCACUGACCCUCCUUGGGCCCGUCAAAUAAAGAUGACAAAAGCUGACCUGCCCUGGCCAUCUGCCAGUGAGAGGAGAUGAGGAGUGAUGUGUGGAGGGGCUGUGGACAGAAAAGGACAAAGUCGGGCAGCUAAAGGCCCUGCUGGGACGGUGCUGAGAGCCCAGCUCUGGAGCUGUCCAGAUAGGAGCCCCACCAGCUUAACAUGAAGGAGCCAGAACACUGGAAUCUUAGAAGGUGACAAUGGACUUGCUGUGGACUGUGCAGAGGGACUCGACCCACAGGGCCUAGGCCAGCUGUGGGGGGGGAGGGCAACCAUGAAGCUAAGGCUUUGAGCCCCCCACCGUGAUUCUCCCUAAGUCUCCCUGAGCUCUCCGGGCCCCCUACAUUCCCUGGUCCUCUCUAGCUCCAGCUUGGCCCUCAAGCGCAGCUGCAACAGAUGGCCCAGCUAGAAGCAUCCCCUGGCCUGCAGCAGCAUGGGGUGCCCAUGUCUGUGAGCGGGGCAGGAGCCCUAGAUGCACUGGAGGAACAUGUGGAACUGUGGUGGUCUCAGGAGCCCCGGCGUGCAGCCCUCUGCUUCUCUGUGGCUGUGGGGCUAGUGGCUGGCUGUGGAGCUGGUGGGGUAGCCCUGCUCUACUCCACCAGCAGCCGCUCAGGUGAGUGGCGUCUGGCGAUGGGCACUGUCCUCUGCCUGUUGGCCCUGCUGGUGCUGGUGAAGCAGCUGCUGGGCUCAGCUGUGCAGGAUAUGAACUGUAUCCGGCAACCCCAGCACGUGGCCCUGUUGCGCAGUGGGGGUGGAGCAGACAGUCUCGUGGUCCUGGUCAGUGGCCUGGUGCUGCUGGUCAGUGGCCUAGUGCUAGUCGGCCUGGCUGCUUCCCCCACGUCUGGCCCUGGCCCCAGCCCCAGCCCAGCCAGGCCCCUGGCCACUAUGCUAACUGCAGGCAUCAUCCUGGGUGUCGUGGGGGCCCUCCUCCUGUUGGGACUGCUGCUCUACCAAGUAGGCAUGGGAGGCCGCUGCCUCCUGCCCACCACAGCUACGGGCUCAGGUCGAGGCCAGAGACGAGCAGGCAGCAGCAUCUUCAGUAUCUCUGGACGGCUGCGAACCACUCCCAGCAUCGCCAACCUCCUUGGACUGGGCCACAGCAGCAGCUGAAAUCCCUUUGACUUUCACUGGUGACCUCUAGGUCCAGCUACCAGCCUCUGCCCUCUGGCCUCCCGCCUCACAGGCAACCCGCCCCACCAAGAGUCACCUUCCAGCUCCACUCCCUUGUCUCUGCCUUCUUCCAUCCUUCUCUGACCUCCAAUACUGACCUCCAGGACCCUUCUCUGUUCUCCCACCUUCCAUCAUCACUAACAGGUCUGGCUUACAUGUGGUGGUGGUCAACGUAGUCCUGGUUGGGCAUGUGUGUUAUCUGUAAUCAGAAAUCCCAUAUCUGUCCUAGUAUUCCUUUCCCACACAUGAAAAUUCCAUCCUUCUUGGGGAUCACCAGACCUUCCACCUUCCAACAGCCUCCUAAAAGUAGCAAAGCAGAAAAUCCUCCAUCCAAAGUCAGAGACUCCUUCUGAACCCCUUUAAAUGAGAUAAUAUUUAUAAAGCAUGUAGCACAGUGCCUAGCAUCUAAUAAGCGCUGAUUGCUUAUUAACCCUCCCACCAGCUCAGAGACCCCCUUUAACCUCCCCAUCCCAGCUCAGAGAUUCCCUUCUGACCCUUAAUCCAGACCAAGGACCCCCUGAGCCUCCCCAUCCCAACUCAGAGAUUCCCCUCUCUCUCCCCAGCUUAGAGGAGACCCUCCCACUCUGACCUUGUUAACCCCUCUCGUCUCAGAUCAGGCUCCCAAAUAAAGGUGCUGGACAACACCUUG